AUGUCUGACACAAAUGCAACUACACCACGAGUCUUCAUCGCUCGACACGGUGAAACAGAAUGGACCAUCAACGGCCGCUGCACUGGCAAGGCUGAGAUUCCUCUCGCCGCAAACGGAAUUACUCAAGUUCAAGGCACGGGCGAAGUCCUCGUAAGCGCUGGCAAACCCAUCGACCCGUCCAAAUUAACACACAUUUUCACUUCACUUCGCAAACGGGCUGUUGAUACGUUAUCGAUGUUACUCGGACCUGCACAUAAAGAUCGAGUUGAUCAAGAGAACAAAAUCACCACCACAGAAGACAUCGCAGAAUCGGCAGAAGAAGUACAGAAACGUCUAGAUAGACUCAUCCAGCAGAUUUAUGAGCUGCAGAGCCCUCACAUAGAUGGCAGAAGUGGCGAGCCUGCUAACAUUUUGACAGUUGCUCAUGGUCACAUCUUGCGCGCGUUCACGAAGAGGUGGCUUCGAUAUGCUAUGGACUUUCCAUUCCAGAUGAUGAUGGAGCCGGGCGCGAUUGGUAUUAUGAGUUAUGCACACCAUAAUAUCAUGGAGCCUGCUAUUUUGGUUGGCAUGGGAUUCUAUUUAUCGAAGUGGGUUAGUUUGAUCAGAAGGUUUGCAGGACAGGAUGCGACUGACGAAUAUAUUAAUACAAUGACUUAUACUAUUACUUCUUAUAACAUUCUACGGUUUCAAUUGUCGCUCGGUAAAGAUGAAGUGACAUGA
This is a messenger RNA of Botrytis porri, 720 nucleotides long. RefSeq lists its product as uncharacterized. The record is from RefSeq and is a predicted model, not a curated record. Gene Ontology annotation, molecular function: sedoheptulose-bisphosphatase activity. The transcript is spliced from 4 exons. Lineage: Eukaryota; Fungi; Ascomycota; Leotiomycetes; Helotiales; Sclerotiniaceae. The coding region runs from base 1 to 720 and encodes 239 amino acids. Gene Ontology annotation, biological process: ribose phosphate biosynthetic process.